Molecule: messenger RNA, 1890 nt
Organism: Hypoxylon trugodes
Lineage: Eukaryota; Fungi; Ascomycota; Sordariomycetes; Xylariales; Hypoxylaceae
Product: LuxS/MPP-like metallohydrolase
Exons: 4
Coding region: 224-1609 (461 amino acids)
Cellular component (GO): mitochondrion
Molecular function (GO): metal ion binding
Source: RefSeq, a predicted model, not a curated record
AUUAGCUCUCAAGUGGCUGACCAAAGUUUAGCCCCACUAAGCCUCAAAUAAAGUAUCGGUCCAGGCGGUCGUACCAGUUAUUCAGACUAACCGAGAAUUUACCGGAAUUGAGCAUCUUUUUGCUUGGGACUCGGAAGCUUUCAUCGAUCUACGGAAUCAAAAGUUGUGUUGUCGCAGACUGUCCUCCCCAAUCGCCAAUUGUCGACGGCAUCGCCCUCAUAAAAUGUUCUCUAGAUCGGCUCUCUCAAGAGGUGCCCAGCUUGCUGCCCGCAGGCAAGGCUGUUCACAGCUUGCUCAGCGAAGGGGUUACGCUGCUGCCGCAUCUUCUGCACCAUCAUCACUCACCUAUGACACCACCGAAGUUGCGGGUGUGAAGGUGGCCACCAGAGACUCUCACGGUCCGACAACAAAACUCGCCAUUGUCGCCAAGGCUGGUACUAGGUAUCAGCCUGCUCCGGGUCUUACUGUUGGUUUGGAAGAAUUUGCAUUUAAGAACACCCAAAAGCGACUCGCCCUACGUAUUAUCCGAGAAUCCGAGCUUCUAGGAAGUCAAUUACUUGCUUAUCACACACGAGAAGCAUUGGUUCUUGAGGCAAGCUUCUUACGAGAGGAUAUCCCCUACUUCACCGAACUGCUGGCAGAGGUCAUCUCCGAAACUAAGUACACCACGCACGAAUUUCACGAGGAUGUUGAGAGGGUUAUAAAGAUCAAGCAGGCCAAACUUGCCAACGAUGUUUCUGCCCUCGCUCUCGACUCGGCACAUUCGGUCGCCUUCCACACUGGCCUUGGUGCUCCCUUAUACCCGACGAGCUCAACUCCACUCAAGAGUUACCUAAACGAACACUCAAUCGCAGAAUACGCCAGCGCCGUCUAUGCUAAAUCGAACAUCGCGUUAGUUGGAGAUGGUGCCACAACUACUGCCCUGCACAGGUGGACGGAACAUUUUUUCAAGAGCGUACCUGCGUCGCCAUCGAACUCUCUGGCUCUUAACACGAAAGCUACGACGUACUACGGCGGCGAGCAACGUACGGCUCACACUGCCGGAAACUCCUUAGUUGUUGCCUUCCCCGGCUCCAGCUUCGGUACCUUCAAGCCUGAAAUUGCGGUCUUGGCUGCCCUAUUAGGUGGUCAACCCAAUGUGAAAUGGUCGCCAGGGUUCACUCUCCUAUCUAAGGCUGCAGCUUCAGCGCCUGGCGUGGUUGCCUCAGGAGUCAACCUCGCCUACUCUGAUGCUGGUCUAUUGACCAUCCAGGUCACUGGUGCUGCUGCUUCGGUUCGUAAGGCUAGCGAAGAGGCAGUAAAGGCUCUUAAGAGCAUCGCAGAGGGUGCCGUGAGCAAGGAGGACCUGACGAAGGCCGUUGCCAAAGCGAAUUUUGAUGCGUUGGAGGCUAGUCAAUCCGGCGUAUCAACUCUUCUGUCUGCUGGCUCGGGCAUCAUCCACACCGGAAAGCCAUUCCAAAUUGCUGAGACCGUCCAGUCUAUCGGCGGCGUCACAGCUGACAAGCUCAAGAGUGCGGCGAAGUCUCUCGUAGAUGGCAAGGCCACGGUUGCUGCGGUUGGUGAUCUUAACGUAUUACCGUAUGCAGAAGAGCUUGGACUAAAGGUAUAGAGGGCGGAACUUGGGAAACAAAGUGUACCAAUAGAUGAACCCACCGCUGUAGAGUCGAGGCGAGCCAUAUGUGCAUAUAGUAAAUCCCCUAGAAUUUUUUUUCCAUCUUCAACUACCUGCGCAACCGUCUACUGUAUCUUUUGGUAUAUGUAGUACCCCUCGAUCGUUAUGUGUGAUUGUUUAAGUUAAAGAUAUACCCAAUUUAAGAUAGCAAGGCCCCAUUCAACUAUUAUGGUGUCGUCCAGAGGAAAGAAAAGAAGUUAUAAAGUUACCCCCCAGGG